AUGUCUUCCUACGUCGUCGUCGGUGCCUCUCGUGGCCUGGGGGUGCGCUUCGUUCUCCCUCAAGCCAAAGACAAGAACAACACCGUCUUCGGUGUCGUUCGCAACCCCGCCACUGCCACGAAGCUCGCCGAGCUCGCGACCUCUCUUCCCAACGUACACGCCAUCCAGGGCGAUCUCGAUAACGCCCAGACUCUCCAGACUGCCGCAGAGGACGUGGCCAAGGUCACUGGUGGCACGCUCGACGUCCUGAUCAACAACGGCGCCGCCAUCAUCACCCCGUAUUCCAUGUUAACUCUCGACAACCCCGACCCGAAGGCUCUCGAGGAUGACCUCGUCGGCGGGUUCCGCACAAACACCAUCGGCACCAUCCACGCCAUAAACGCCUUCCUCCCGCUGCUCCGCAAGGGCGCGAUGAAGAAGAUCGUCUGCGUCACCUCCGGCGCCGGCUCGAUCGAGCUCGCGCUCAAGAUCAACUACGACGCCAGCUGCAUGUACUCGAUCUCCAAGGCGGCCUCGAACAUGGCCGCCGCCCAGUUCGCCGUCGCGCUCCGUCCCGAGGGCUUCACCGUGCUCUCGAUCAGCCCCGGCUACGUGAACACGAUGACGGAGGACCCCAGUGCGCAUCCCCCCGCCCCUUCCUCCGUGCGAUUCGUGAAGCAGAUGACCCAGGCCUGGCAGAAGCACUACCCGAGCUGGGACGGGCUCCCGAAGACCCCCGCGGUCGCGGUGUCCAUGAUCCUCGACGUCAUGAACAAGAACGGCCCCGAGAACUCCGGCGCGUUCCUGUCCCACCACAACAACCAGGAGUGGUUCUAG
This is a messenger RNA of Epithele typhae, 816 nucleotides long. Its product is annotated as NAD(P)-binding protein. Lineage: Eukaryota; Fungi; Basidiomycota; Agaricomycetes; Polyporales; Epitheliaceae. The transcript is spliced from 6 exons. The coding region runs from base 1 to 816 and encodes 271 amino acids. Gene Ontology annotation, molecular function: oxidoreductase activity, acting on the CH-OH group of donors, NAD or NADP as acceptor. The record is from RefSeq and is a predicted model, not a curated record.